Molecule: messenger RNA, 659 nt
Organism: Gongylonema pulchrum
Lineage: Eukaryota; Metazoa; Nematoda; Chromadorea; Rhabditida; Gongylonematidae
Source: the annotation of a GenBank genome assembly
CACGAACAUAUCAUCAAAGCUGGCUUUACCAAACAGACAAUUCAGAAGUUUGUCGGCGAAUCGAAGCUUGAACUAAGGGAUGGCGCUAAAGAGAUGAUACUGGCGCUCUGUGGACGUUGCGUGCCUUUCAUAAUUUUCUCAGCUGGAGUUGGCAAUGUAAUUGAAUUCUUUUUGCAAAAAACAUUCGGCGGAAUAUUGCCGAACAAUGUGCAUAUCAUUUCGAAUAUGAUGGAAUACGACGAAAACGACGUAGCAGUUGCAUUUUCGGAGCCUCUGAUACAUACUUUCUGCAAGAAUAGUGCUGUGAUUAGCUAUCACGGGUCUUUGUUCAGUGAAAUAUCGUCGCGAAAAUGUGUUUUGUUGCUUGGCGAUAGCCUCGGAGAUCUAAACAUGGAUGUUGGCGUGCAAGAUGAGCAAGUUGCACUAAAAAUAGGCUUCUUAAAUUUUGACAGCGAAGCACUGAUGGGUAAAUUUCUUGACGGUUACGAUAUUGUGUUGCUCGAUGAUCAAAGUAUGCAGGUGCCGAACCUGAUUCUCGAUUCGCUUUUCGGCAUUGGAGGUGCACCGGAUGGCGAUGAUGUGAAUUUAUGUAUGUUUUGUCAAAAAUUACAUCUUUUUUUUUGUGGGUGCACGGUGUGUGUGUGCGUUUAUUGCUGAAA